AUGCAGGCACGGAACGACUGGGGUAGCGGCCCAGGCGACGGCGCGGUGGGCAGGGCGCAUGCGGCCCGCGUCCUGCAGCACCUGCUCAGCCAGCCUGAGGGCCAUGCUUCGGUGAAGAAAGCGGGAGCACUGGAUGCCCUGCUCGCACGCAGCGCUGAGCUGGCCAAGGAGAGCGCAGAGGAGGGUGGCACCUACCCCUCCCUGGCAGCUGUGCCAGGCAACCUGAAUUCGCUGAACUCUGUGGAGGAGGAGCGGGCUCUGGCUGCAGCCCUGUAUGGGCUCACCGGCUCAGAGCUGGGGGUUCAGGAUGUGCUGGUGUCCGAGGAGACCCUGAGGGGCCUGAUGCGGUGGGUGCUGUCCCAGGAUCCUCUGCUCCAAAGGGCUGGGGCUGGGGCGGUCGCGCGCAUUGUCUGCUCAGGCCCCUCCCAGGCCACCUCCGUCGCCGACCUGGGCGGGUUUGCAGCCGUGGUGGCGUCCCUGGCCUGCAGCGACCCCCAGGCGCGCUGCUAUGCGGCCGCCGCCGUGCGCAAGGUCGCGCAGUUUGGGGGGCCGCUGGCCGGGCGCCUGGCGGCCGAGCCGCGGCUGGUCCCCGUGCUCCUCGCCUGCGCGGAGGCCGCGCGGGGGAAGGACAGCGUUGAGGGGCUGCAGGGCAGCGUCCGGCGGGGGGUGCAGCGCUGCGGGCUCAUGGCCCUGGCCGCUGCAGCGGGGGAGCGCCAGCUGGCGCUGAGCCUGACCGCGGGCGGGGCGGUGGAGGUGCUGCGCAGGGAGCUGGCCGCCUCGGCCUACGCAGGGGAGCUGGAGGGCCUUGCCAGGGACACUCUGGCGCUGCUGGAGCCCAAGCGAUGA
Molecule: messenger RNA, 846 nt
Organism: Auxenochlorella protothecoides
Lineage: Eukaryota; Viridiplantae; Chlorophyta; Trebouxiophyceae; Chlorellales; Chlorellaceae
Exons: 5
Coding region: 1-846 (281 amino acids)
Source: RefSeq, a predicted model, not a curated record